Vigna radiata var. radiata (mung bean) is the source of this 1355-nucleotide messenger RNA. Its product is annotated as CRM-domain containing factor CFM3, chloroplastic/mitochondrial-like. Gene Ontology annotation, molecular function: mRNA binding. The transcript is spliced from 3 exons. The record is from RefSeq and is a predicted model, not a curated record. Gene Ontology annotation, biological process: RNA splicing, via transesterification reactions. Bases 182 to 448 code for a protein of 88 amino acids. Lineage: Eukaryota; Viridiplantae; Streptophyta; Magnoliopsida; Fabales; Fabaceae.
GUACGUUGUUUGCUCUCUGCCAGAAAGGUUCCCAAGUUAUUUUGGCCUGAAGCUGUAAACUGGACAUUUUAUUUAUUGAAUCGAUGUCCAACGCAUGUUGUGAGGAACAUCACUCCACAAGAAGCUUAGAGUGGAAUUAAACCUUCAAUAUACCAUUUUCGAGUUUGGGGAUGCCUGGCUCAUGUGCACAUACCAGAGGCAAAAAGAGGCCCAGAUCAAAAAGCAUAGAGCAGAAAAGCUCUUAGCUAAAAUAGAAGCGUCGAUGGUUCCAGCUGGUCAUGAUUAUGCCCAGGAAAUAAUCACAAAUGAAGAACGUGUUAUGUUCCAUAAAGUUAUUUUAAGAAUGAAACCAUACUUACCAUUUGGUAUACGUGGUGCUUUUGAUGGUCUUGUCGAGUAUAUGCAUUUGCAUUGGAAACACCGAGAACUUGUAAAAUUGAUGACAUAACAAAAGACUCUUUUUGUGGAAGACAAAACAAGGUUACUUGAAUAUGAGAGUGGCGGAGUACUGGUUGCAAUACAAAAAGUUUCCAAAGGAUUUGCUCUUAUUUACUAUCGUGGAAAGAAUUAUAGGCGGCCAAUUAAUCUGAGGGUAAGAAACCUUCUAACGAAGGGAAAGGCACUAAAGCGACAUGUACGUAGCCAUGCAACGACAUGAGGUUCCUGUUUUCUAUAUGAGAAUUACUGAUCUAUUUCUGACUUCGUAUCUAUGAUGUUACAUUUGGUCUUGUGUGAAAUGUGUAGGCUCUGAGUCAGCAUAUUACUGAACUGGAAAAAACUAUAGAACAAUUGAAAAAAGAACUUGUAAGUAUUGUUGACUUAUCAGAAAUUAUUUAGUAUUAUUUUGAUGAAGUAGAGAGGUCAUUGCUAACAGUGAGACAAAAAUGACUUGAUUGGUUACAGUCCUUAAAAAUGGUUUCUUCAUUAUCACCAGUUGACAAGACAACAACUACCCCAUCCCAAGAAUAUCUUGAUUCCACAUAUUUCGAGUUAUAGACUCUUAAGUCAAUCUUAACCAUUGAAACCCAUGUGCUUCUUGUGCCUAGACUGACAUUAUGCUAUGAGAUAUGCUUUCGAUAUUUUGAACACGUGAGAUUGGUCAUAUUAUGAACCCGUCAGAUGGCUUCAUAAUUAGUUUGGAAUGAUUUAUAUCUGAUUUUUAUAUAACAUGUCAAUCGACUCUGUUUGAUUAUAGUUGUUGAAUGCUUUUUUUAUCUUUUCUAAAUCAUUUUUGAACUAUGCUAUGUGUUUUUGGUGUUUAUAUUUUCACUAUUAUCAUUCUUAUUUCGCGAAAAUACAGAAGAAAAAAAAAUUGUGAAUAAUGGAGUCAAGAAGAGGAUGGAAUUAGAGGUUGU